UGUUACACAGUGGUUGGAGCCUUUGUCAUACACAAGGAAACCACAGCAGACCUUCAGGAGGACCUGACUGUCUUCAAGGAGUGGAAUCCUGACUGGAAGCCCAGCCACUUCAUGGUUGACAAAUCUAAUGUGGAAAUCAAUGCCUUGGAGGAAGAGUUUCCAGGUAAAAGCAGUCACUGUCCAAAAUAUGGUAAGGCCCUUAUGAUACAUGUACCAUGUUUAGUAACCGGUAUCUUUGUGUUCUUUCCAGAAUCAAAGAUCCUCUUGUGCGAUUUCCACAGGGAGAAAGCUUGGGUUGAGUGGUGUCGGAAGACAGACCAUGGGGUUCGUGAUCAGCAGGACACGCUGCUGAAGCUGCUGAGAGCUGUCGCCUCUGCCUCAAGUCCAGAGGAAUACUACACACGACUGAGCGAGCUGCAGGAUUCAGAUGUUUGGAAGAGGAACUGUAAGGUCCAGACAUGGCUUUCCACCCACUGGCUACCUGAAGCUGAGGUAAAAUGGGUGCACGCAUUUCGGUCAGAACACAUGACUGUCGCCAUCUAUACAAACAAUGGCAUCGAGAGGCAGAAUGAGACUCUCAAGUACAAGCAUCUUGAUGGCAAAAAAAACUGCAACCUGACCGAGAUGGUAACAAGGGUUGUUACCAGUUUCCUUCCAGAAACCCAUCGCAACAUGGGCAUCAUAUCUGUAAGCAGGGAAAUUAAUUGUCUUUUAAGUAUCAUUACUAGUAAACUAGUAUAUCCCUCUUCUCUUUUCUUUAGGUACAUAGAGCUCAAUGUCCGAUUCUCACCCGGGUAUAGUGUCUACAAUAGAAACCUGCCAGCUUUCCUAAAGAACAGGCCCAGGGACAUGGUGCAGCACAUCCUGUCACGUUAUGGAGAGGCACAGUCCAUCGACACCAACAGCAUUGUGGACAAAGGAGAGGGCCAUUUCACAGUAAAGAGCUCCAGUCGCCAGAACACACACCAUACUACUUCCUUCGGAAUCAACAACAGCAUUCCCUCAUGCACGUGCAAGGACUGGCAGAGGUUCAAAUUGCCAUGCAAACACUUCUGUGCUGUCUUCCACCAUGUGCCUGGAUGGGGCUGGCAUAGUCUUUCACCCAUGUAUAGGGACAACCCCAUCUUUUCACUGGAUGAAAGGUACCUGGGACAUACCCCAAACACCAUAGAUGAUGGCUGUGAUGAAGACGAUCCUGGCGAUGCUGCCAUGUGGACCAGCACUGUAUCAGUGGAUGAUGUGAAGCCAACACAGACCUGCAAAUUACCAGCAAAAGGAAAAAAGUCAAAGAAGUGGAUACUAAAGACGCAGUGUGGCAGUGUCCUUCGGGAGAUCACACAGCUGGCAUUCCUCGUCCAUGAUGAAGAAUACCUGCAGCUCCUCAAAAACCAACUUGAGGAUGUGUUGGAGGAUGUGAGAGGGCACACACCUCAUGAUGGUCCUUUUCCUCUUAACACCAGCCCAACAAAAACACAGGGGGCAAGUUUUCAUGCCAAUAGCAUACCAUCAUCAACCAUCCACACAAAGACAGAGGGAGCAAGUUCUAACAACAUCACUCCUCUGAACCCCACCCCCACAAAAAGGACGGCAGCAAUGGCAAAGCUUCCAGCAUACAGAGCGCCAAACAAAAACAGGAAAAACCCAUAUACCAACCGGGUUGGCCAACAGGCAGAGAUGAUGAGAAGCAACUUCCGAUGUAACGUCAUGGUUCAAGAUGAUGACACAGAAGAGAGCCUUCAGCUCACAGUGGUAGACCUGACUGAGGAAACAGGUCAGACAGACCUCCCCUCAGAUGAUGAGAAGGGACAGGGUGACUGGUCGACAAUUAACCAUACUAGUUUGACUGCGGAAGAUCGAAAACAACUGCAAGUUGGAGAGUGGCUUACCGACAAACACAUCAACUGUUCCCAGCACCUCCUGAAGGAGGAGUACUAUCCUAUUGUUGAUGGUUUUCGGGACACAGUCGUCCUUGCAUCUAGUACUAGGAUGGAAAGCUCGACCUCCCAGCUGGCAGUCCCAGCUAUGGCAGAAUGUGUUCAGUUGCACCACCUUGGCAACCACUGGGUGGUUUCCUCUGCAAAAGAGGGAGAUUCUGGUGGCAUCACUGUGUAUGACUCCUUGUACACGUCUCUGGGGAUUGGGCUACGAAGACAGCUAGCGACCAUCUAUCAGCAGUAUGCUACUGCAGAUGAAGGUGUCAUCCCGGUAAAGGUCAUCUGUGCGCAGCGGCAGAUAGGCAGCAGUGACUGUGGGCUUUUUGCCAUUGCUAACGCUGUUGCGCUGGCUGAAGGACGGUGCCCCACUGACAUUGAGUUUCACCAGAUGAAGAUGAGGGAACAUCUUGAUUGGUGUCUGACAGAAAAGUCUCUCCCAAUGUUUCCACACAGCACACGUGUAGCUGGGCAUAAGAACUUACAGCAAAGCACAUACCAGAUGUGCAUCUUCUGCAUUUGUCUUGAGUACAGACAGGAUGCACCGAUGAUACAGUGUGACCAGUGUGCCAACUGGUACCACUAUCACUGUGUGAACAUGUCCCCUCAAGAUGUGGCUAUCCUUGUAGCAGAAGAGAAGUACAUCUGCCCGACAUGCAGAUGAAGAGGGACAUACUAGUUAGGAGAGUUUCGACAUGCCUUGUCUUAUUUCUUUUGUUUUUCAUGGGGAAUAUCUAGUUUGCCCACUUUGUCAGAGUCAAUGUUGCCCUUAAUGUAUGCUUGACAGUUUAAGUUCAAGUCAAAGUUAAAGCCAUUCUUACUGUUCUGUGUUCACCAAAAAACGGUCAGGCAACUUUUGGGGCAUCAUGAGAACGGGGCACUGCCACUUUCUAUGCUUUGCAUCCAUAUGACAGUAGCAUGGAACGUUAACUACAUUACCCUCAAUUUUUUUUUUCAUGUUCAUGUCUCCUCUCUGACAUUGGGCUUGACUAGGGUUACACUCCCUAGUCACUGAGGGGGCCCUAAUUACAUUACCCUCAUUUUGGGGGGGGUUCAUGUUCAUGUCACUCUCCUCUCUGACAAUGGGCUUGACUAGGGUUGCACUCCCUAGUCACUGAGGGGGCCCAACUUAAUGUUCCAUGUUACUGCCUUAUGUAGCCAGCAUAGUUAGUGGUGGAUGUAGAUAGCCAUUUUGGAAGCCUGGGGACCACAAAUUUUUACUUAACUUAGGGGGGAUGGGGGAUGACACCCUUGGCAGAUGACCUCCUCGUUGGUGGGUGUCGGUAAUGUUGUCAGUCACAGGCAACAGCUAACGAUCUGCCAUGUCCUAACUCUUCUGUGA
Branchiostoma floridae (Florida lancelet) is the source of this 3273-nucleotide messenger RNA. RefSeq lists its product as uncharacterized. The record is from RefSeq and is a predicted model, not a curated record. The transcript has 4 exons. NCBI's taxonomy places the organism in Eukaryota, Metazoa, Chordata, Leptocardii, Amphioxiformes, Branchiostomatidae. Bases 112 to 2595 code for a protein of 827 amino acids. Gene Ontology annotation, molecular function: zinc ion binding.